GUCAUGGGCGGAGGCACCGCGAUAGGCCCAACCGGACCGCUGGAGCGAGCUGGAAGCGCAGCGGGCGUGCAUCCUCUUCCGCCCCGGCCCGGAAGGGUGAUGUGGCUGGACCAGCACCGGCUUCACUAUGUCUGCCAUUUUCAAUUUUCAGAGUCUAUUGACUGUAAUCUUGCUGCUUAUAUGUACGUGUGCUUAUAUCCGAUCCCUGGCACCCACCAUCCUGGACAGAAAUAAAACUGGACUAUUGGGAAUAUUUUGGAAGUGUGCCCGAAUUGGUGAACGCAAGAGUCCUUAUGUCGCCAUAUGCUGUAUAGUGAUGGCCUUCAGCAUCCUCUUCAUACAGUAGCUUCAGAAACUACCAGCAUGUGAUUGCCAUCAGACUGUAAACAAGGACUUGCCUCCAGAAAAUAAUGAGAAGAAUGGUUAAGCCAUUUGUCUCUGAACAUGGAUGAGAUAAAUUUCGAGAUGCUGUUCACUAUUUUUAUGCUAUUGGACCAAUGAGCUGAAUGAAUAAUUAAGAUGUAACAGUUUAAUACACAGGAAUGUGAUUGUAGCCAUCAACCUCGGUUCUCUCACUCCAGUAUUACAUUCUGCAAAUGUCAUUCUGUUGUGUCAGGACUGCUUUUCAUAAGGUUCUCCAGGCCCGAAGUAGAAACCCAGUGGCAAGUUCCACAGGCUCAUUUGACUAGGGCUUCAAAAUAAUGUCUUCACAGACUGAUACCUUCUAGCAACUGGCCUAUUUUUAUUGAGAAAGAAAAAUUGUUCUAUUUUUGUUGUUGUUACCGUUCUUAUGGAUUGCAUUCAUAUUUAAACCCUUUUGAUUGCUAACCAGAGUACCUCUAUUCUUGGCAAAUUCUGUAGUUUAUUACAGGUGUUUAAAGUAUUUUAAACAAAACUCUGAAUUUCUUUAAUUAGCAUAAGAGUUGGGCUUCUAGUCACAAAGAUACAGCAGCCACCCUAUGACGAAGAGUACCUUAGAAUGAAAAGCAGCAAGUAGAGCUGUGAGCAAGUAAACAUCGUGCAUUCUU
Messenger RNA from Mastomys coucha (southern multimammate mouse), 1028 nucleotides. It is a transcript of the gene Tmem167a, whose product is annotated as transmembrane protein 167A. The coding region runs from base 128 to 346 and encodes 72 amino acids. The transcript has 4 exons. NCBI's taxonomy places the organism in Eukaryota, Metazoa, Chordata, Mammalia, Rodentia, Muridae. The record is from RefSeq and is a predicted model, not a curated record. Gene Ontology annotation, biological process: protein secretion; intracellular transport.